This is a messenger RNA of Strongylocentrotus purpuratus (purple sea urchin), 7332 nucleotides long. Its product is annotated as NFX1-type zinc finger-containing protein 1. The coding region runs from base 1 to 7128 and encodes 2375 amino acids. The transcript has 4 exons. Gene Ontology annotation, biological process: regulatory ncRNA-mediated heterochromatin formation. The record is from RefSeq and is a predicted model, not a curated record. Gene Ontology annotation, cellular component: nucleus; nuclear RNA-directed RNA polymerase complex. Gene Ontology annotation, molecular function: zinc ion binding; helicase activity. Lineage: Eukaryota; Metazoa; Echinodermata; Echinoidea; Camarodonta; Strongylocentrotidae.
AUGGCGGAGAGGGCUUUGAACGAUAAAACCAACCUCCAAUCGAGAGGUCCAUACCAGGGUGGUGACAACAAUCGUGUACCAGGUCCCACGAAAAAAUCAAAUGCCAGCAGUGUGUCCAAGGUUCAUGAGGAUAAAAGCGUGCGACCUAAGGAGAAGGUGGACAGCACGAAGAUUACGAAGAGCACUUUACCUGGAAAGACCCAUCACAUCGGUCCGAAAGACAUUGCUGGCCACUUUGGAAAGAGGCAAGACGGAAGACAUCAACAUGGGCAGGGAGGCCAAAGGCAGCAAAGUGGAAGCAGGGUAGGAAGAAGGCCACACUCUUCCAAAACACCAUCCAAAACUGGGUCAAGAGGAAGGGCGGUAGAGGUUGAAGGUUGCGGAACCAGCGUCGGUACCAAUCAUCAGCCUUCUCAACGUGGCAGUCGCUUAGUAUUUCCCCCAGGAUCAAAGGACAAGCGCAUGUUUCGACCUAUCAGCUUACAGUUCUUAAACCAGCUCCUUCGGAUGGAGCCUUCAGAGGCAGCAAUUCAACUUGGUUCAUUGAAGGGAAGUUUUAUGGCAGGACUUGAAGAGGAGAACGUGGAUGCCAAUAAACAGCGCUUAUUUUGGGAUGUUCUUGCCCAUAUUUCUGACAAUGUUGGUGUAGCCAGUACUGUCAUUAUGCUACUUACGGUGGCCGUUGGCUCUAGACUCCUUAACACACACCUACCACUUCGUCUGAUCCAUCUGAGGGAGAGGGCACACCAAGGAGGUACACGCGAUUGUCUAGGUUGUAUCGCUGUUCUCAUCACAGUAUUUGAAUCGAUGAUCUCCUGCAUACCCAGCCGGGCUGCAGAAAUCAAGGUACCCUUGGUUCUCAUGACAGACGUCGUGAACGCAAUGGAUGAAGAAUCGACACAGGACGUCAAGCCCUCUCUCGUUGCCCUGGUGCAAUAUAUUGAGUCUGUUGAAGCGGAGAAAGAGUUCACGCGCCAGAAGCAUCGGAAUGCUUCAUCUAAACCACCGCCAGAUGACUUCCGACAGCAAAGUAUUCUUCCAACUUAUCAAGAGCUCACACCAUCUUAUCGACCAUACUUGAGACCUCAUAUAGUUAAUGGAGCUUACCCGAACGCGGAUCAUUACUUUGACGUGCACUUCAGGCUCAUGAAAGAGGAUUUCAUUCAGCCUCUAAGAAGUGGUUUGGGGGAAUACCUUCACAACAAGCAAGUUCGUCCAGAGAAUAGGGUUAAGGUCAAUGAUAUUCGGGUCUAUGAGAACGUGAAACUUGUCCGACCAAAAACGGACCAUUCCGGUGUUUCCUAUUUGAUGUCAUUCAAGAGGCUACCUUAUGUCAGAUGGGAAAUGUCGAAGCGUUUGAUUUAUGGCUCACUAGUCCUACUUUCGGAAGAUGAAUUCAAGACCUACAUUCCAGCCACUGUAGCAAAUAGCGAAGCAAAGCAACUUGCACGUGGUUUUUUUGACCUACGCCCUAUAGAUAGAGAAAUGUCAUCUAUUGUUGACAAAACAUUUGUCAUGGUGGAAUCAACAGUUUUCUUCGAGGCAUAUCGACAUGUCUUGGUCGGCCUACAACGGGUAAGCCCUGCAACCUUUCCAAUGGCAGAGCAUAUUCUUGACCUUAAACCAGACAUAAAGCCCCCUACCUACCUAAUGAAACUGAGCCAUCCCGAACUUGACGUGUCAAACCUAAUGGUUGACCGAAACCAGAGGAACAAUGUUCGUGACAUCUCUAUGACUAAGCUUCAGAAGGCUGCAUCUCCAAUCCGGUCCCAGGAGAAACGUAGUCCGAAACAUGUUGGUCUGAAACAACACGAAAUUGACACCCCCUUUCCCAUAUCAGUUCUGAAUGGUGAUGCCUGGCCUGCAGCUGAAGAAACGAAUCUGAAUCCAUCUCAGCUAGAAGCAGUAAAAGUAGCACUCACACAGGAACUGUCCCUGAUUCAAGGACCCCCUGGGACGGGAAAAACGUACAUCGGAUUGAAAAUUGUGGAAACACUCCUCAAGAACAUGCAUUGCUGGUCAGAUGAAGAAAUAGGUCCAAUCCUAUUGGUAUGCUACACAAACCAUGCUUUGGAUCAAUUUCUACUCGGUAUCAUGAAAUUUCAGGAUACAGGCAUCAUUAGAGUUGGAAGCCGAAGCAAAUGCAUAGAACUGGAACAGCACAAUCUAAAGCAAGUCAUUCGAGAGCAACGUUUCAAGAAGGAUAUAAGCAAUAAGUACAUCAAACGCCGUGCUGGGAAUGUCAGACAAGAAACUACCUUUGCAAAGGAGGCUCUUGAGGGCUUCCAAACCAGAAUCCAGUUGAGUUCCCAGGGUAUUCUGAGAGAGACGGAGUACAAGCGCUUUCAUAUUAUGUCUGACGAACACUUCAACAGUAUGAUGAGGAUAGAGAGACUGGGGCAUGCCGAUUCAUGGAUGAUAGAAUGGCUUGUUCCUGAUGAUGAGAGUGUGAAGGACUUUGCUCAAACUCACAAUGACGCGAUCACAUGUGACAAAAAAGACGAGGAAAGUAAAAGAAACGACACUCAGGAAGUUGAAACAACGGUAGAAAGUAUCGAAGUGGAGAAUGAACGAAAAUUGAUCGAGGCAAAGCGAGUGAUCGAUGAUGAUCUAGAAGAUGAUGAAAUUCCUGAAGUGGAGGUUGUUAAGAACCAGUUUCCGCUAGCAGUUUAUUUCGACGAUCUCAUGUCAUCGGUUUACAUGAACAGGAGACAGAAGAGCUUUCUUAGGGAAAAGAUUUCCAUGCAAAAGAAAAUGCACGUGAAUCAAGUUUCAAACGUUAGGGACGUUUGGCGGCUUAAUAUUCACCAACGUUGGGGCUUGUACCAUUACUGGUUAAGCGAGUAUAUGGCGCUACUCGAAGCAGAGAUCCCAGUACUCCAGAAUGAGUACACCCAAUUAUGUGCCGAGCUGCGAGAAACGAAUGACCACGAGAAAUGCUUGGUACUGCAACAAGCUACAAUAGUUGGUAUGACCACUACAAGGGCCGCUAGUGAGCGCGAAGUGCUACAAAGAGUUAAACCAAAGAUCAUCAUUGUUGAGGAAGCCGCAGAAGUGCUAGAGUCACACAUUAUCACAUCGCUACAUUCUUCCUGUCAGCAGCUAAUCCUGAUUGGUGAUCAUCAGCAACUCCGCCCAAAGCCACAUGUUUACCAACUAGCAACCAGAUUUCACCUCGAUGUGUCCAUGUUUGAACGACUGGUAAAGAAUGGAUUCCCCUUCAAGAAACUCAAGCAGCAGCAUCGUAUGAGGCCUGAAAUAUCAUCUUUGAUGAGAGAACACUUCUACCCAGAGCUGGAAGACAACGAAUCAGUGUAUACGUACAUAGACGUAAAAGGAGUGGAGAAAAACGUCUUCUUCCUCGAUCACACCAACGAAGAGGGACAUGUAGGCGAGACAAUGAGUCAUUACAAUCUCCAUGAAGUUGACUUCACGGUGGCAUUGUGUAAGUACCUUCUGAACCAGGGUUACGAGCCCAAGCAGAUUACCAUACUCACUGCUUACACUGGACAACUACUGAAGUUCAAAGAGAAAAUGGACAAAGCUACAUUUGAAGGAGUCACGGUAGCUUCGGUCGACAACUACCAAGGGGAAGAGAAUGACAUCAUUCUUCUUUCCUUUGUACGAAGCAGUCCGAAUGGGAAGAUAGGUUUCCUGAACAUCGCAAACAGAGUGUGCGUGUCGCUGUCCAGAGCAAAGCAAGGGCUGUAUUGCAUGGGAAAUUUCACCCUCUACUCUGACAAAUGCGCUCUGUGGAAAGGAAUCUAUGGCGACUUGAAAGCAAAUUGUCGGGUAGGAGACACAUUGAUGUUGCAAUGCUACAACCAUCCACACAACAAGACAGAAGUGGCAAGAGCAGCUGACUUUCGGAAAGUGCCUGAUGGAGGAUGUGGAAUUCCUUGUGACACCUUACUCGAUUGCGGGCAUGUAUGUAACAAAUUGUGCCACCCGGCGGAUCAGCUGCAUCAAAAUUACAAGUGCCCUUACCCCUGCACCAAGAAAUGUGAAAGAGAUCAUGCAUGUUCUGAUAUCUGUGGAAACAAAUGUCCACCAUGUCGCAUAACGAUGGAAAAGAAACUGCCUUGUGGACACGUUUGUAUGAUGAAGUGUUCUAAUGACCCAACAUCAGUCACAUGCAAUGUGAUGGUUGCAAAGCAAAAGCUUCCUUGUAAACACCUACACACCCUACCGUGUCAUCUGGAUGUCUUCAGGUUUGACUGUCUAACUGUAGUUCAAAGACACCUUCAGUGUGGUCACACCAAAUUUGAGAAGUGCAGUGAGCAUGGGAUGUGCUCAGUCAUUGUGAGCAAGGACUUACCAUGUGGGCACAUUCAGAUGAUGAAGUGCUCCCUGACGGAACAGCCUGACAUUGUCUGUACCGACAUAGUUCUGAAGAUUCUACCAUGUUCUCAUACAGAAAGACUUCAGUGCAACGUUGAGCCAGACAAAUUCUGUUGCCUUAAAGUUGUGAAAAAGACACGUCCGUCGUGUGGUCACGUCGUGACAGAGGAAUGUUCAGCAGAAAGUGAUUGUUCCGACAUUGUCUGCAAGAGUCUGCCGUGUGGUCAUCAGAAGGAUGUGGAAUGCUGUAAAGAUGUGCAUAAGGUAUUCUGCAAAGAACAAUGUGAGAAGGACCUCGCUUGCGGCCACAGAUGCUCCAGGAUAUGUGGAGAAAACUGCGUUACAGAAUGUAAUGUGCUCGUAGCCCGAAGCGAUUGGCCAUGUGGCCACAAAGUUACAGCGAGGUGUAGCGAUAAACCGGAUUCUUGCAAGGUCAGAUGUCAGACGGAACUUGAAUGUGGACACAUAUGCAAGGGGAUAUGUGGAAAAUGUAUUGGAGGGCGAUACCACGUGCCAUGCCGAGAAACAUGCGAUCGUACUCUGGUCUGUGGACAUAAGUGCACCCUCAGUUGUGUCAGUCCCUGUCUUCCUUGUUCUAAGACCUGUGAAAACUUCUGCGACCACAUGAAAUGCAAUCACCCGUGCGGAGAAGCUUGCACUCCUUGUACGAAACAAUGCAACUGGAGGUGUCCACAUGACAAGUGCAGAACGCUCUGCUGUGAAACAUGCUCCAGACCACCUUGUGAAGAACCGUGUUUGAAGAAGCUGAUGAAGUGUGGCCACCCCUGUCCCGGUCUAUGUGGAGAGAUCUGUCCAGAGCUGUGCCGUAUCUGCGACAAAGUGGAGCUGAAAGAAACCUCUUUUGGAUCUCAGGAUACAGAGAAAUCGAGAUACAUACAAUUGGAGGAAUGCGGGCACGUCUUUGAGGUAACUGGUCUUGAUAGGCACAUGGGACUCAACCAGCCGGAAACCACCAACACACUGAUUUCGUUGAAGAAAUGCCCAAAAUGCAACACGCCAUUACGUCACAGUAGACGCUAUGGAAACGUCAUGAAGCUGGCGAAAAGACAUGUGCUGCAUGUUAAGAGGAAACUGGAAGCGAAGAAAGUGCAAGUAGUGGCAGGAAAGUGUGUUAUAAAACAGAGGAUGACGAGCACUCUUACCCGAAAAAAUCUGAGACCCCUUGGGAUCGGGGAAAAGGCAAUAGGGAGAUGGCUACGUAUACACCAGGAGAUUAGAAUGGAACAUGAACCAGCUAUCAUGUAUCGACUGCAACUAAUACGUACGUUGAUGGAACUGCAAACAACACUAAGCGAGGGAACCAAGGAUACCCAAUUGCCCGGUGAGUCACGUCGGGAUAAGUCAAGUCGCAAUGUCCGACAUUCUGUAUGGAAAGAACACAUUGAUGAAACGCAAGAACAGAUAGCAGAGCUGGGGAAUGCACUUCUUAGGGAUGCUACCAGCUUUUCGUACCAAGAGGCUCAUGACCUACACAGAGAAAUGUGCAGGACCAUGUACACGGUACUCCUACUGAUCCGGGUUGUAAAGAUUAAAGGUGGCCGAGGUAUCCAGCUUUUUGAAGAUUCUAUCAAAGCACUCGGGAGAAAGGUCUACCUCCGCAAUGAAUGCUUAGAAAAGAUACGACCGGUACUCAAUGAAUACUACCAAGCUACAAGCAGUAAACUGCUAGAUAUCAUCCCGGAAUUUCACCCACGGCGUGAGAUGACCUUUGCCCGUGACAGAUGGUGUCGAUGCCCAAAGGGUCACACGUUCAUGAUUCAAGAGGAUGAAUAUAGUCUUCCUACGGUGGACUGUGAGAUAUGCUUGCGUUUCAGAGCAAGAGAAAGUCCUAUUAGAGCGUUUCAAGAAAGCCCACCAAGGCAUACAAGUGCUUCCCCUGCUACUGAGGAUCAGAGAGCGAAGGGCUUGAGAGAGGGUGAAUUUCGUCGUCUGGCAAUUGCCGUUCCAAGCUGUGGGAUACGACGGGGACCAGGGCGAAUGCCGUACGACAACAAGCGAAGUGUUAAGAAUUCUCCGAUGAAUCCAAAUGACCCUAGGUCUUUCAACAGAGGUUCAGGAAAAGUGGAGAGCUUAUCGCAAGGUUGUACAAGCACUGGGAAAAGCAAGGGCGGGAGAAAUGAAAGACAAUCUACCUUUCCGACUGCAAGUACGAAACCCCAAGCCAGCGCAGUUUCCAAGGAGGGGUCGAAACAAAAACCUAGCACGCGCCGUAAUAAAAGUGCUAGUACAGGUAAAACACAUGCUCAAGGUACUGCAGAUACCAGAUCUGCUGGUGUACCAAGUACCACUAUCAACAGAAGAGCCGGGCAACAUUCCCAUGGUGCAUGUGCCAAGGACCAAACAUCGGGUAGCAAGAUGAACAGAGCUCCAUUGUCUAAACCAGUUGGGGCAUCGCAGACUGGUCCAACUGCGUUUCAGGACACAUCCAAAACUCGCGGAGCAAGUCGAGGAACACCAAGGAAAUCGGAUAGCACCCCAAAGAACAAGGGAAAGCCACAAGAAAAGAUGACGCCUAGUCAAGGGAAGGCUAAGACUCCCAAGUCAACAGAUGCUGGCGCCACAGCUGACCAGGGCCAGCAUGGAACCUCUCACAGGCGAAACCGUAGACGAGGACGUGGGGGAGGCGGUGGAAACAGCCAGGUUGAUGAUCAACAGAGUAGGCCUGGAAGGUGUGGUGAUGCUCAAGAACGUAGUGGUACAGGGGAACAGGACAGUUCGAAUUCCCGUCGAAGAAACCGCAGGAAAAAGUAUAAUGAAAACGAAUAAGUGCAUACAGUCAAACCUGCUUUAUUGACCACCUUUCAACGAAGACCACAUUUUUUGUUUCCUUUGGAAAUGGUUUCUCAUUGUAAUAAUGGAACCUGCCUACAAACACCAUUUUUCUGUUUCGCUUAGGUGGUCGCUAUAGACAGGCCUGACUGUAUUGUAAAAGAAUUUCAAUUCAAUAUAUUUAUGAAUUCAUUUUUCUUC